Molecule: messenger RNA, 2771 nt
Organism: Tripterygium wilfordii
Lineage: Eukaryota; Viridiplantae; Streptophyta; Magnoliopsida; Celastrales; Celastraceae
Exons: 3
Coding region: 385-1926 (513 amino acids)
Source: RefSeq, a predicted model, not a curated record
UCUGCCUCCUCCAACCCUUCAAAAGUGAUUCUCUUACCACUGUUUCAAUCUGAUCCGUCCCUUCUCUCAAACGGAAAUCUAACCGUCCACGUAUCUCCUUUUGCGCCCAUAAAAACAAACCUAAUCCCUUCCACACGCAGACAAACGAAAUCAGAGCAUUCCAGAUCUAAAAAAUUUCAAACAAAAAUUGAGAGAGAUGCGGACUGACAAGGCCACGAGAUUAAUCAAAGCAUCUUGAAACUUAAAAUUCUGAGACCGAUUGAUUGAUUUUUGGAGUUUUUGAUUUUGAAAUCGAGAGUUUCAAACCAAUUUUCUUGUUAAUUGCUGUGGAGGUUAGGGUUUUUGUGUGUGAACUAAUUCGUUUUGUUAGGUUUGUCACGUGCGAUGAACGAUCAGUCUCAGAUCCAAAUGAUGAACAAGCCGCCGCCGCCUCAUCCAGUACAGUCACAGAUGUUGAACCAGCAAUCUCAAAUGAUGUCACAGAAUCCUCAGGUACUGAAUCCGGUUCAGUCGCAGAUUUUGAGCCAACCUCAGGCGAUGAAUCAGCGUCCUCAGAUGAUGAAUCCGGUUCAGUCUCAGAUGCUGAACCAGAUGGCGCAGUCACAGGCUAUGAAUCAGCCUAUGAUGAUGAAUCGUAGCUACAUGCCAUGGCCGAAGCAAGACCCCAGCAUCAAGUACCAGAAUCCGCUGAUGAAUUCAGGUUUCGUUCCUUCCAAGCCGAGAAGCAACUGGAAGGGCAAGAAGGGAGUCAAUGACAAGCGCAAGGAGCAGAGAAGAUCAGAUAAACCGUUCCCAAUUAUCCCUAAUAAUACCUCCAAAAGUGGUCCUGGAGGCGGUGGAGGGUAUAAGCCUCCUACUCUUCACGAAUUACAAUCUCAAAAUCGCUUAAAAGCGCGAAAAUUCUACCCUAAGAAGAACUUUAAUAAUAGAUUCGCACCUUAUGCACCUAGGAACACGACUUCAUUUAUUAUUCGUGCAAAGAAGGCUGGCGGUAUUGCAGAGCUAGUUUCACCUUGCCCUGUGACACCGGCAGUGUUGCCCACGCCUAUGUUCUCACCGUCUAGGGAGGUUUUAGGGGACAUGGCAAAGGAAGAGUGGGGGGUUGAUGGUUAUGGGUCAAUGAAAGGGUUGAUCAGGCUGAGGUCUUCACCGGGAAAUGAGGAUGAUGAGGAGGAAGAGGGAGGAGGGUCGAGUGAAAGUGAUGUAGAAGAACAUGUGGAAGUGGAGAGGAGAUUAGACCAUGAUCUGAGCCGGUUCGAGAUGAUAUACCCAAAUUACGUGGGUAUGGAGUAUCACAAUGUGUUGGAGAAUAGGGUAGAUGAUCAGGAUUCCCAUAUAACGCAAUUGGAGGAGGAAAAUUUGACAUUGAAGGAGAGGCUGUAUUUGAUGGAGAGAGAGAUGGGGGAAUUAAGGAAGAGAUUGCAGGUGUUAGAGAGGCGUGGUCGGGUAGUUGAGGAUGUGAACGAGGAGGUGGUUGAAAACUUGUCCGAAGAGGAUGAGAGUGAGGGAGGAGGAUCAGAUGUUGGUGAUAAUAAUGAGGCGUUUAUUUAUCCUCCUGGGAGUGGGGAAGGACGAAAUGUUCAUAUCGACAAAAAAGAAUUUGAAAAAGCUGUUAGGAAUGUUGGUAUGGAAGAAUUUGUACCAGACGAGGUGGAUAUGAAGGAGGAUGCCAGUAAAGAUGAAGUAGCAGGAAAUGAGUUUAGACCAGUUAAAGUGAUUUCGAAGAAGGAUGAGGCUGCAGUGGAGAAUUCUAAAAAGGAUGGAAUGGAGGCGGAGAGGGACCAAUCAGUUGCAAAAUUGGAGCAGCCUAAUGCGACAAAUGAGAUUGUUAAGGAUGAUGUUAUGAUUGAAAAAGAUGAGAAAAAUGGUCAAGAAGCCUGGAAUGAUUUUGUGGGGGAUAAGAUGGUUGCAGAGAAGGAUGGAUAAAGGGAUGAGGAACUGUAGAGAAGAGCAUUGGUGACGGUGACUGAUGUAAUCAUCCUGCGUUAGUAGAAUCAAUGGCUAUCUGAACUGGUUCAUGGAGUAAGCAUGCAGAACUCCUUUCGAGCAUCUACACAUGUAAGUUUCGAGCUGUUCAACUGUACUUGAUGGACAAACUUUUUUGAAAUAAGAUUGAUGUGGUUUUGAUCGUGAAUUCCAAACUAGCAAAAUUAUGUAAGAUAUAGAGACUUUUAUUGGCGCCCCAAGAAUUUGGCUGGAUGGUGUUUAUCAAUGUCACAAAAUUGGUGGAGUCAUCAUGUCCACGGUAGAAGUUGAUCGCUCUUGUAAAAUUCCCAUUUUAUGUGUUUGUGUGGAAUUAUUAUCGCAGCCUCUUCUUUUUUUGGUUUGCAAUAGAGAUUGGGAGGAAGGAUUACAGGAAGUUGCAAGUUACCUGUCAGCAGAGACUGGUUGAUGAAGGAUGCUUAGUGGUUUAAUUAACUGCUACUUCCGUGUCCAUGAUGAAACUGUGAAGUGUAGGGGGAACAAGAAUAAGGAGAUUAUGUAAGUUAUUUUUGAAUGGACUAAUCUUUGAUAUUCGUUUCUGCUGGUACCGUCUCUCCCCUUCUGUCAUUUCCAUGAGAUUUUUCCUUAUGUAUUGGAUUUAACUAUUUAUGGCUCAACAAAACCAGGCCGGUAGUUUUUGUUCUAUGGAAUGCGGAUGCAUGGUUGAGAUUUUGAAAGAGCUUGGGAAAGGUGUUGUUCUUGUUGGUAAUGAGGUAUCUGAACAUUGAAAUGUGCACUUAAUUUUCUGUGAUUUCAACCUGUUCCCCCUAGCGAGGGUUUCUGAGGAU